AUGAUUCGCACAGGAGUUGGGCUUGCGAAUGGGGUGGACGCUUAUACUCACUUCAAAUACCGUUAUCAAACUAAUCCCAGAAGCCAGCGGGAGCUUGUCCUGUAUUUCACACUUAGGCUAAAAGCUGCCAGCGCGUUCACUGUCUCUCUGCCGCAGGUGGUGAACUACGAGUCGCCGAGGGGCAGCGUCUCCGUGCUCAAGGAGGAGGACAACGUUUCCCGCAGCUCCCUCAUAAUACACGAAGCCCAGCCAUCAGACACAGGGAAUUAUACUUGUUCACCGUCCAACGCUGAUGGCACUUCUCUUCGUGUGCAUGUGUUCAGUGGUGACCCCCCCGCCGCCAUGCAGACCAACGGAGGUGUGGCUCUUUUAGCCCCGCCCUUCGGCCACGCCUUUUAUACCUGCCUCGUAGGGGGACUUUUCCUGACGCUGCUUACGGAGGACCUGCUGCUGCCGGGGACCUUCAGGGGCGGCGGGGAGGCCUAGGACACAAGGCCCGCCCCUGACGACAUCAGCCUUCUCCCGUCACUGACUCGUUGGAGUGUAUGAACUGCAAUCUGUACAAACUCCACAUUACGUGCACUCCGAUGAGAUCCCCUUAGACAGUGUCCCGUGCAAGGUCUGACUGCGUUCUCCUGUGUAUGUAUGUGCGUGUGUCUUUGUUGAAGAGCCUUGUCUACACAUUUGC
This is a messenger RNA of Penaeus chinensis, 688 nucleotides long. RefSeq lists its product as uncharacterized. Bases 1 to 486 code for a protein of 161 amino acids. Gene Ontology annotation, biological process: synapse organization. Gene Ontology annotation, cellular component: neuron projection membrane. The transcript is spliced from 5 exons. Lineage: Eukaryota; Metazoa; Arthropoda; Malacostraca; Decapoda; Penaeidae. The record is from RefSeq and is a predicted model, not a curated record.